Molecule: messenger RNA, 971 nt
Organism: Ananas comosus (pineapple)
Lineage: Eukaryota; Viridiplantae; Streptophyta; Magnoliopsida; Poales; Bromeliaceae
Product: probable prolyl 4-hydroxylase 9
Exons: 8
Coding region: 20-919 (299 amino acids)
Biological process (GO): peptidyl-proline hydroxylation to 4-hydroxy-L-proline
Cellular component (GO): endoplasmic reticulum
Molecular function (GO): L-ascorbic acid binding; procollagen-proline 4-dioxygenase activity; iron ion binding
Source: RefSeq, a predicted model, not a curated record
GAUUGGAGGGUGUGCGACGAUGAGGAUGGUGAAGGUGAGCGAAGGGACAUUAAUGGGGAAUCAUCAUCGGGGGAGCGACGUUGAGCUCGCGCACGUGCUCCUCUACUGCGCCCUCUUCUUCCUCGUCGGGUUCUUCGGAUCCAAGCUUUUCUCUAAUGAGGAUUUUGGUGUUGGCCAUGGAAUGCGUCAAGAGAGGAUGAUGAGAGGAGUAGAUGGAGUGGAAGAAGUAGAGUUGAGGAGUGUGCCUCAUGGGGUCACUGGAGAAUCUCACCUCUCUUUGAUUCCAUUUCAGGUUCUGAGUUGGCAACCUCGCACACUCUAUUUUCCUGAAUUUGCUAGUGCAGAAGAAUGCCAAACUAUAAUCAGAAUUGCAAGAUCAAGCCUUAUUCCGUCGACGUUAGCCCUACGUGAGGGAGAAACUGUUGAAAACACCAAAGGAAUAAGAACAAGUACAGGAACAUUUAUCACUGCAUCUGAAGAUUCAACUGGCGUCUUGGACCGUCUUGAGAAAAGGAUUGCGACAGUUACUAUGAUUCCAAGGGACCAUGGAGAGGCCUUCAAUAUUCUUCGCUAUGAGAUCGGACAGAGGUAUGCUUCUCACUACGAUGCAUUCCACCCAGAACAAUAUGGCCCGCAGAAAAGCAACAGGGUUGCUACAUUUCUAUUGUAUCUAACUGAUGUUGAGGAAGGGGGAGAAACUAUGUUCCCUUUUGAGAAUGGUUCGAAUAUGGAUAUUGGCUAUGACUACGAGAAAUGUAUUGGUUUGAGGGUGAGGCCGAAGAGAGGUGAUGGUCUUCUUUUCUAUUCAAUGCUGGUGAAUGGCGCAAUUGAUCUGACAUCGCUUCACGGAAGUUGUCCGGUGAUAAAGGGCGAGAAAUGGGUCGCAACGAAAUGGUUAAGAGAUCAGAAACAGGACUAAAAUUGAUAAUCAUAGAUAUAUUUUUUUUGUUCACUGGACAAUAAUUAUUCAG